UAUUAUCUUACAACCUCGCAGACACGACUGCAACACCGAGUACCUCUUUGCUUGCACUGCAACCGGAAACUGAUAGGCUCUACCACAGCGACAAUGACCUACACAGCUCUAAUUUACAUUCUGGCCCUGAUUUUGGCUGGCAUUCUCCUGUUUGGCGCGGUUUACUUUGUAAUUAUGCUUACUGAUCUGGAAUGCGACUACAUCAACCCGAUUGACCUGGCCAACAACCUCAACACGUACGUUAUGCCGGAGAUGGGCACCCAGUUUGCGCUGUUCUUUGUCUUCCUGCUCAUCGGCGAAUGGAUUUCGAUGCUGCUGAACCUCCCACUAGUCGCCUGGAACGUGGUCAAGGUCGUCAACAACCGGCAAUUCUACGAUGCGACCGAAGUCGGGAAAACUUUGUCAAAGGUUGCGUUCUAUCUUUUGUGCUUCUUCUACUACCUGUACAGCAUGAUCAUGACCCUGGUCAACGAGUCGACCAACGAUUACCAGAAGGUUGCCCACUAA
Messenger RNA from Linderina pennispora, 507 nucleotides. Its product is annotated as cornichon. Gene Ontology annotation, biological process: endoplasmic reticulum to Golgi vesicle-mediated transport. The transcript is spliced from 4 exons. Gene Ontology annotation, cellular component: COPII-coated ER to Golgi transport vesicle; endoplasmic reticulum membrane. The coding region runs from base 94 to 507 and encodes 137 amino acids. NCBI's taxonomy places the organism in Eukaryota, Fungi, Kickxellomycota, Kickxellomycetes, Kickxellales, Kickxellaceae. The record is from RefSeq and is a predicted model, not a curated record.